CUUGACUUGCGCCGUAGUGACUGCCAUCGGUGUCUGUCACUGCCCAUAUCCACCGCUGGCCCCUUCUUCAACACUGCACCGCGACCACUCGCUCGACCUGGACUUCUUGAGUGACAGUUCUGGGUCUUCGACAACAAUCAUCGCCAACAUCUCACAGUAUCAUCCACUACAACAGCACAUCCGCCCGCAAUGUCGCUGUCUUCGAAACUCGCCUCGUACAAGCAGGAGCUGGCCGAUGCCACUACUAGAAACACAGCUCAUUCUCGCCCAGCAGGCGCGUCUGCAGCCCCCGCCCGCACCACGACACCAAAGCCCGCCACGCCUGCGCCCGCUGCAGAGGCUGCGAAGCGCACUCACGAGGAAGCUUUUAGCGCACCGGCUGCUCCGGGCGUCGCAUCAGGAUUUGGAGAAGAGCUGUUGACACAAGUACACUAUGCGAUCGACAAGCUCAAGUCGAACAAGCUGGAGCCCAUCACCUUUGACAGUCUGAUCAAUUACCUGUCGCUCCCCAACGACGCACUGAAGAGAAAGCCUGUCAUCAAGAAAGCGCUCCAGGUCAACGAGCGUGUCGAGUUCAUCCCAGCAAAUCGCAGCACGAGCGGCAAGGACUCCUUCCGCUACCGCCCAAAGCAUCCGGUCACUAAUGGUGAGGAGCUGAAGAGCUAUCUUGCUCGCCAGAUCACUGCGGCAGGAAUACCUGUGAAAGAGCUCAAGGAUGGCUGGCCAGACUGCCAGAAGACGAUCGAUCAGCUGGAGAAAGAGCACUUCCUGCUAGCUACGCGGAACAAGAAGGACAACACAGCGAAGAUGAUUUGGCCGGACUCGCCAGCAUAUCACACCGAGGUCAGCGAUGACUUCAGAAACUUCUGGUCAAAGACCAAACUGCCCGCGACGGAGGGCGAGAUCCGCAAUGACUUGGAGAAGGCCGGCAUUACCCCGACCAGUCAAGUGAAAGAGCUGAAGCGCAACGAUAUGAAGAAGAAGGAGCGCAAGAAGCCGAACAGGAGGGGCGGCAAGACGACCAAUCACCAUAUGAUGGGAAUUCUCAAGAACUAUGAUCGGAAGUAGUGUCCAGUCGACGCUCGUGGGAAAUAGCACGUGUAGCGAGUUGUAUUUUGACAUUAGCGUGGCGUUGGUGGUUUAUGCGAUUAACAAGAGAGCAUACAGAUGCGAAGCUGUGUUGCAUUGGUUACGCUGUAUUUUAUGAUGGGUGCGGUGUCUAGACUGCCAUAGCUCGCUGCGAUGCAUGCAUGCUAUUGAACUGAAAGACCACAUCUGAUCAAUUUUCAUCCCAUUAUGAACCCCUUCGCGAUGUCUCCUAUUGGGCCAGUAUCUACUCGCACAAGGUUGCACUCUUUCAGUCCUUUCACUAGCGAGGAAGUUGCGUCCACGGGCUGAGUAGGCGCGCGUG
This is a messenger RNA of Cercospora beticola, 1411 nucleotides long. It is a transcript of the gene TFA2, whose product is annotated as transcription factor TFIIE subunit TFA2. Lineage: Eukaryota; Fungi; Ascomycota; Dothideomycetes; Mycosphaerellales; Mycosphaerellaceae. The record is from RefSeq and is a predicted model, not a curated record. Gene Ontology annotation, cellular component: transcription factor TFIIE complex. Gene Ontology annotation, biological process: transcription initiation at RNA polymerase II promoter. Gene Ontology annotation, molecular function: TFIIH-class transcription factor complex binding.